AUUUUCGGUCCUGCGACUUCCGAACGGCCCAGCGGGGAGGAGCGGCGUUCGUCUGGGGCUGGCCUGAGGAAACACUCCGGGACCCAGUGCCUCUCCUCCUGCUCCUGCCCGACCCUCACGGAGCCAGCGGCCAGGAUGCAGACAUCAGAACGUGAGGGGUGUGGGCCGGAGGUGAGCCCCAGCGUGAUGCCCGAGGCUCCCUUGGAGUCUCCACCUUUUCCUACCAAGUCCCCAGCAUUUGAUCUUUUCAACUUGGUUCUCUCCUACAAGAGGCUGGAGAUCUACCUGGAACCCCUGAAGGAUGCAGGCCUCCUCUUCUGGCUUGAUGUCCCAUCUGUGCUGCCUGGUCUCCCCUCCCUGGCUGGAGGAGUGGCUCUCUGUAGUGAUCAGGACUCUCUGUGUUGUAGGUGGCAGAUGCCUUUGUGUUCCUUGCUGACCUGCCUGGGCCUCAACAUCUUGUUCCUCACUUUGAAUGAGGGUGCAUGGUACUCAGUAGGUGCCCUGAUGAUUUCAAUGCCCGCCCUGCUGGGCUACCUUCAGGAGGUUUGCCGGGCACGGCUGCCCGAGUCCGAGCUGAUGCGGAGGAAGUAUCAUAGCGUGAGGCAGGAGGACCUGCAGAGAGUGCGCCUAUCUCGCCCCGAAGCUGUGGCUGAGGUGAAGAGCUUCUUGAUCCAGCUGGAGGCCUUCCUGAGCCGCCUGUGCUGCACCUGUGAAGCCGCCUACCGCGUGCUGCACUGGGAGAACCCCGUCGUGUCCUCACAGUUCUAUGGGGCUCUUCUGGGCAUGGUCUGCAUGCUGUAUCUGCUGCCGCUCUGCUGGGUCCUCACCCUUUUAAACAGCACGCUCUUUCUGGGGAAUGUGGAGUUCUUCCGAGUUGUGUCUGAGUAUAGGGCAUCUCUGCAGCGGCGGAUGAACCCCAAGCAGGAAGAGCAUGCCUUUGAGAGCCCUCCACCACCAGAUUUUGGGGGGAAGGGUGGUCUGAUGGACAGCACGCCUGCCCUCACACCCACGGAGAGUCUUUCUUCCCAGGACCUCACACCGGGCAGCGUGGAGGAAGCCGAGGAGGCUGAGCCAGAUGAAGAGUUUAAAGAUGCAAUUGAGGCAGCUUCUUUCUUCUUGCUAUCUUUUUUUCUCUGUUUUCUCUCCUCUUCCCCGCACCUUGGGAGGCAGGAGACCCACUUGGUGGUGCUGGAGGAUGAUGAGGGCGCCCCGUGCCCAGCAGAGGAUGAGCUGGCCCUGCAGGACAACGGGUUCAUGAGCAAGAAUGAGGUGCUGCGCAGCAAGGUGUCUCGGCUCACGGAGCGGCUCCGCAAGCGCUACCCCACCAACAACUUCGGGAACUGUACGGGCUGCUCAGCUACCUUCUCAGUGCUGAAGAAGAGGCGAAGCUGCAGUAAUUGUGGAAACAGCUUCUGCUCUCGAUGCUGCUCCUUCAAAGUGCCCAAGUCCUCCAUGGGGGCCACAGCCCCUGAAGCCCAGAGGGAGACUGUGUUUGUGUGCGCUUCCUGUAACCAGACGUUGAGCAAGUGAGAAGAGAAGCCAGGGUCCAAUCAGGCACCCUCCCUUGGGGCCAGCAGUAGGCUCCCUACUCCCCACCCCAGCCCCCUGUGUUUUAUGCUGGGCAAAUGUGGUCUGAAUGCUAGGUAGGCUUCCCCUUCCUUCCUUGUUCUCUCCAGCUGGCUUCUGGAGUUGUUCCCCACCCCUGAGAGUGGCUGGCAAUGGCUGCUCUCAAUCCCUUGGGGAGAGGAACCCCUGGAGUGCCUGGCAUGUUUGCCCCGCUCUGCCUGGGACUGAGUGGACCGACUCAGGGCUGGGCAGGCAGUAGCCACUAGAGGGCAGCAGUGAGCUAGGCCAGGUCUGAGUGGAGUCUGAUGAACAGGGUUAGUGUGGCCAUGCCUGAGAAUUCCAGACCUGAGGUUGGGAAAAGAGGUUCUUCUCCUGCAGGGUACUGGGUCAGGCCCUCAGCCUCAGAGAGCCUGCAGAAGUGCUUGGGAGUGCCACACCCCAACUCUGCUGAUUAAUGUCCCUUCAGGCACCAGGAUCUGAUUAUUUCCCCAUCAGAGGGUGUGGUCAGGGCUAACAAGACUGAGGGUGCAUCUAGAAACAGAGUUGAAGUUCCCAGUUUCCCCCAGAGAAGAAUGUGUAUAGGAGCGUUGGCUGAGUCCUUCAGCGUUUAGUGGAAGAAAGCAUGGGGAGGCUGCAGCAGCUGGAUGGACCACAGCCUCCCCUCGGAAGACGCCUCGAUUCACAGAAUCUCAGCCCACACAAUGCCCUAGUGUCCCCAGCUCCACUGAAGCAGCUGCAGGGCACUUGGUUCACCUCUUCUGCUCCCUCUGCCCAGAGUCUGGGGCAGCCCUCCACUGGCCCAGCACUCUAUCUUCCUUUCCCUGCCCCUUGCCCCAUGGAGUGUGAGGUCAGGUGAGUGGAGCUGAGGUCCUGAAGUCGUUUGCCCCCCAGGGACCUGGGAAGUGUAGAAUCUCGCUGGGCUGGGCCCUGGAUCCCGGGGCUGUUCCCUGGAGGACAGUCUCAGUUAGGGAUUAGGCCCCUUGGGGUCUCCAUUUUCUUUCCAACAAUUUCAUGUUCACUGCUGGACUCUUACGGGCUCAGUGUCUCUCCCUUAGCCAUGAGCUGGCUCAGGCAUCCCUUCCCUUCCCUGGAGCUGCCCUGCCUUUCUGAAAUAUUUAUUUAUUUAUUGCAUGGUUCCUGGGAACAUGUAGCACAAGGAAUGGGAGGAGGAGGACUGUGGUGGGGGUGUCUCUCCUACCUAGGACUCUUCCCUGAAGUCCUGGGCUGCCUCGAACCCAGGACCCAUGGGUGGCUGAGAGGUUUCUACACUCGAGGAGCGGGGUCCAAAGAGGCAGGUUGGGGAGACAAGGGACCCAUCCUAGGCCUGCUUUCUUGCCAGUCCAAGCAGUUUAGCUGGGGCUCUGCAGUCAGGGGCCUGCCCAAGCCAGUGGACGUGUCAGAGUCCUGGGGAGCCAGUCAGGCCUUGUUAUUGCCUCUGUGUCCUGUUAAGAGAUGAGAGUUCAGUACCCUUUACUGAACUUUGCUUUCUUUACACUGGAGAGGAACUAAAAGGAUCUUUGUGUCUAUGGAGAAUUGUCAUUAAAAAGGCCUCAAGCUUCUUAA
This is a messenger RNA of Callithrix jacchus (white-tufted-ear marmoset), 3129 nucleotides long. RefSeq names its product zinc finger FYVE-type containing 27 (gene ZFYVE27). The record is from RefSeq and is a predicted model, not a curated record. Gene Ontology annotation, molecular function: metal ion binding. Gene Ontology annotation, cellular component: endoplasmic reticulum tubular network; growth cone membrane. Gene Ontology annotation, biological process: protein localization to plasma membrane; positive regulation of axon extension; endoplasmic reticulum tubular network formation. Lineage: Eukaryota; Metazoa; Chordata; Mammalia; Primates; Cebidae.